Molecule: messenger RNA, 792 nt
Organism: Caenorhabditis remanei
Lineage: Eukaryota; Metazoa; Nematoda; Chromadorea; Rhabditida; Rhabditidae
Exons: 4
Coding region: 1-792 (263 amino acids)
Source: RefSeq, a predicted model, not a curated record
AUGGCUUCCUCACUCGACAACCACAUGGAUCAAGAUGGAAUGUGCUCGGUGUACUCGGCUCAGCCAUCGGAGACUAAUUGCUCAAUUAACGAAGUAUUGGCGAGAGAAAUGAUUGCGGUCAAUGAGGUUACAGAUGAUCAUGCCGAAGUAUCGAUCUAUUCUGUUCCGAAAUCGGAGACAAAUGUGACAAUCAGCGAUCCGUUUCAGCCAUGUGAGGCGGUGAACCAUUUCAAUGUAUCGGUGUAUUCGCAACCGAAAUCUGAGACCAAUGUGACAAUGAAUAAGAAGUUCAAGAGAUGCCAAGAUUUGGACAAAGUGCUCGACUGUUCUGUCUAUUCCGUCCCUCCAUCCCAAACCAAUGUUACCAUGAAUGCUCCAACUCUCUCCGAAUAUACUGCUCUCAUGUCUGAAACUGAUGUCACUAUGGCUGAUGGAUUCCAGCCUUGCGAUGUGCUCAACGGACUCCAACAACUCGACCAAGCACCUGGAUCCGAGCUCACUGCAAAAACUAUCGGUAGCAGUUUCGAUCAUGUUGCUUACGUGGAGCAUCUUCAGGAUGAGCUCGGGAUUCCAGAUGACAAAGUGAUUGGGUUGGAAUGCAGCAAUUCGAAUAUUGUGAAGAUAAUUGAUUCAAAUGAGUGCCUGAUGCAUCUCGCAGAAUUCCACCCGAUUGCUGUCGAUUUCAGUGAGAUGCCUGCACCGGCUGCAUUCAAUAUGGCAAUGCAUUCAACUGACAAAUCAACUGAGAACUAUCAUCUCCGCUCCUGCAACUCCAUUCAUCACAAGCAUUGA